This is a messenger RNA of Dentiscutata erythropus, 234 nucleotides long. The record is from the annotation of a GenBank genome assembly. NCBI's taxonomy places the organism in Eukaryota, Fungi, Glomeromycota, Glomeromycetes, Diversisporales, Gigasporaceae.
AUGCUUUUCGGGAUACUCUUUUUCAUCCUCGUCAAUGCUGUCAACAUUGAUCUUAAGAGAAGAGGAAAUGGUAAAAUAGGAGAUUUUUGUGAUUUUGAUACAGAUUGUGCGAAUAAUAUUUGUCGUACAGCUUUCUUUAUAAAACCAAACACAUGUCAACCAACCGAUAAAAGGCCAACUGAUUUUGCUUGUUUUGAAGAUGCUGCAUGUGCAAGUCUCCAAUGUAAAUUUUGA